ACGUAUAAUGUAGUGGACGGAACGCUUCUUUCAACAGCAGCAACAGUUCGUCGGAAACCUCAGUAGCUUGAUAGACAACAGAGACGAAACAAUAAAGCUCUUUAGACGCUUUAGUGUAUAUUAGCCGCUGUAUAUGUCGUCUAGCGUUAGUUAGUUAUCCGAUUUAAUUUCAUAUGUACGGUGUUUUUGUUCUUGGUCAGCUAGCGGGCUGGUUAAGUUAGCAUUAGCCUAGCUAGCUAACAUCUCUGACCAUGAGUUCACUAAGCUGCUCUCCUCCUGAUGAAGAAGAGGUGGUCUGCUGGACGGAGAAAGAAGCUCUGGUGAAAGAGGAGGAGGAAGUUACAAUACAAAAACAAGUAGAGGGUGAGGCUGUUACGGUGAAAGAAGAAGAGAAAGACGUCUCAGUUAAAGAAGAGGAAGAUACGUUCAGAGUGAAAGAGGAGGAGGAUGUUACAGUAAAAGAAGAUGAUUUUACUGAAGAGAUGGAGAAUGCCGUUUUUGGAGUGAAAGAGGAGGAGGAUGUUACAGUAAAAGAAGAGGAGGAAGAGAAAGAGGAGGAUGCAGUUUUUGGAGUGAAAGAGGAAGAGAAGGAGAUGACUGUCACAUCUAAAAUGGAGGAGGAAGAAGAAGAGGAGGACACUGGAUAUCUGGGCCCGGUUUCCCAAACGCAUCUUAUCUCAUCCAAUGGUUCUAAUGAUGAACUUAACCGUAAGAUGGUUUUGAGAAACCGUUCCCUGAUUAACACUAGGGAGAGACGGGACUAUCGUGGGUCCUCUGGGGAGCCUCAACAACAUCAUGAAGCUGACGAGGCAGAGGAGAGUCUCUCCAGAUCAGAACACCUCAAGAAACACCAGCGGAAACCCACAGGAAGAAACUUCACCACUGCUCAGACUGUUCUCUAG
Oncorhynchus gorbuscha (pink salmon) is the source of this 902-nucleotide messenger RNA. RefSeq names its product cilia- and flagella-associated protein 251-like. The record is from RefSeq and is a predicted model, not a curated record. The coding region runs from base 252 to 902 and encodes 216 amino acids. Lineage: Eukaryota; Metazoa; Chordata; Actinopteri; Salmoniformes; Salmonidae. The transcript has 3 exons.